Messenger RNA from Cylicocyclus nassatus, 1412 nucleotides. Lineage: Eukaryota; Metazoa; Nematoda; Chromadorea; Rhabditida; Strongylidae. The record is from the annotation of a GenBank genome assembly.
AGAUCAUGUCAAUAUCAAAAAUGACACCCCGCGAACACAUGAUCAUUAUACUCUUUUGUGCAACCAUAGGAUUGAUUGUUGUUCCUCAGCUAAUCCAACAACAGCAGCUAUUAGAGUUUUGGAAGUUGCGCCAAAUCGGCUCCUUUCCCUUUCAUCCCUCCCAAAUCGAAAGUAAUCCUGAAUUCUCGCAUAAGCCUGAAACAAAGCAUGUGCUGUGCAGUAAAGUGCUCAGUGGAGACAAGGCUUAUAUCAAGAAUAUUACUCGCGAUCGUCCUGUUCUGCGUUAUCACAAGCUGGACAUGUCUUGCAGUCACAUUAAAGCUCGUGUACUUCCUCCAAAAGGCUUGAAGAAGUUGGAUUUUGGUGUAGCUUAUGCUCGCAUUGUUCACGAGAGCUACCAGUUCAUAGAGGAUGAAGUCAGAUCCAGCUAUCACCCGCAAAACAUCUUCUGCUUUUCGGUAGACGCAAAGUCCAGUCGUAAAUUCUAUGCCCGUAUUGAAGCGCUUUCGAAGUGCCUGCCGAAUGUGCUAUUAUCUCCAACGCGCUAUAGCAUAAGUAGACACGGACACAAUAUGAACCAAGCACAUUACGACUGUCUGAAACUUUUGUCCAAUUUCGAGGGCUGGCGUUACGUCCUGUUGCUUCAGAAUUACGACAUGAUGAUUAAAACCGUAUAUGAAACGGUAUCAAUCUUAAAAGAGCUUGGUGGAGCCAACGAUGUUUGUGCAAGGCCAUGUGAAAGCAAUAGAUGGAACUACUCAGCAAAUUGGGAUGCCCGUUCGUUGAAACUCUUUCGUAAUGAAUCACAAGCCACGCCAAAACAACUGGCAGGUAAAGUAACUAUGGUUCGCGGAAUUGUGCAGUCUGCAUUAUCCCGAGAUGCUGUCGAAUGGGCUGUAAAAACUGUUGAUUUGACCACGCUUAUCAACCAGCUGAACCUACAUGUGCGUGGAGCAGACGAGACGCUUUGGGCCGCUUUGCAAAUGAGCGACGAUCUCGAAAUGCCAGGAAGAUUCACCGAAAAAUGCAUUAGCGAAAAAACUUAUGUUCCCUGUAUAUCGAGGGUUUCAUUCUGGUCUUGGCAAAAAAGAUUCUGCCGUUGCUCAAAAUACAGACACCACACGUGCGUAUUUGGUAUUGAACACCUUCAAUUGUUGUCUAAGCAUAGAAGCCUCGUAGCUAAUAAGCCACAUCCGGGUUUCGACUAUGCAAUCGUUGAUUGCUUGCACGAGUUGUUGUUCAACAAGACGCUCCAAAGCUAUGAUAGUUUGGAUUUGAAACCAUAUAGUAACUUUGAACAUGUUCGCUACCACAGAAAUUUCAUUUCUCCAGAUCCAGACUAUCAGCUUCGCUGUGCAACACUAGAAAACGAAGACUACUUUCUUGAUACAAACUGACGAUUUACAUGCUAG